This is a messenger RNA of Prorocentrum cordatum, 943 nucleotides long. The record is from the annotation of a GenBank genome assembly. NCBI's taxonomy places the organism in Eukaryota, Dinophyceae, Prorocentrales, Prorocentraceae.
CAGGGACUCCACCGCGCUAUGACCAGCCAAGGAGAAGGAGAACCAGAGAAGAAACUGAUCCUGGCGAAAGACCCAACCAUAUGCAAUUGCGACCACCGUGUUUGUUUCGACCUCCAGCCUGGGCCCCGAAAGCCGCGCCCGCGCCGCCCGCCUCCUCGGCCGUCCGCAGGCGGGCCCCCCAAGCGGGGCGACCGCUGCGCGGAGGGCGGGAGGGGUCGCCCUCGCCCACCGAGGCGAAGGGGGGCGGCCGGCGAGGAGGACGGCGGCGGCUCACCCAACUCGGGCCCCCCAAGCGGGGCGACCGCUGCGCGGAGGACGGAAGGGGUCGCCCUCGCCCGCCGAGGCGACGGGCCGGCCGGCGAGGAGGAUGGCGGCGGCUCCCGCAAAUCCUCGGCGCUGGCGCCAGCAGCAGGCGCCUCCGCCGCGCGGCGGCCAGCAGCAGGUAGCGCAGCCGCGCCGCCGCCGCGGCGGCGCGUCAGCCCAGGAGUCGUCGAAGCCGCCGUCGUCCGCCGCCUCGAUGCCGUCGAGCGCCAUCGGCGCGACCUCCCCAAGCUCAGCGUCCUCCGCCUCCUCCCCGCGCUCCAGCCUCGACGACCAGCGACCCGCGCGCGUCGGCUGCGGCGCCGCUCGCGCUUCGCCUCCGACGCCGCCCCGCGACCUUGCCGGCCGUCGGCGCCGUGCUCUUCAGCCCCAGUAGCAGCAGCCCCAACGGGCAGCGGGCGCGCAACGGCCGCGGCCGCUGCGGCGACGGCCGCCCACAUGACUGCACCGAGGGAACACCGAGGCGCACCGGCGCCGUGCGCCGCCCGCACGGCCGCAUACACCAGGACGGCGACAUCGGCGGCGAUGAUGGCUCCUCUAGGCGCCGCCGUCGUUGGACCUGGCCCCACGAUGGCACCCCCGACGACGACGACUGUCGUGCAAUCGCUUGAGCCAAAAUGCU